Molecule: messenger RNA, 1408 nt
Organism: Mugil cephalus (flathead mullet)
Lineage: Eukaryota; Metazoa; Chordata; Actinopteri; Mugiliformes; Mugilidae
Product: macrophage mannose receptor 1-like
Exons: 4
Coding region: 129-911 (260 amino acids)
Source: RefSeq, a predicted model, not a curated record
UGUGUUUCCUACCUUCAGGUUUGCCCCAUAUCUACACCUUUGUAGAACAGGCACGGACCUGGCAUGAAGCACGGAGCUACUGCAGGACGAAGUACACCGACCUGGCCACGAUUGAGUCUGCGGAACAGAUGGCUCAGGUGCUGGAAGCUGGAAAGAAAUACUUUUACGGUCAUUUAUGGAUAGGACUGUAUCUCGACAGCAAUGCCUGGGAGUGGUCGCUGCAAAACGAGGACUAUUAUGGUGAAGGAGAGAAAAACUACAGGAUGUGGAAGCUUGGAGAACCCAGUAACUCUGGCGGAAUUGAGAACUGUGCGGUGUUAUUCAGCCAAGGCACAUGGAAUGACGCACCGUGCAGUAAUAUGUACUCGUUUGUCUGCAUUAAUGGAACGGAGGGUUCUUACAACUUUGUUAUGUCUGCUGAGUCCAAGUCCUGGAACGAGGCUCAGAGUUACUGCAGGGAACACUACAUUGACCUGGCCAGUGUGAGGAACCAACAAGAGAAUGAUCAGAUAGUCGAAAUGGCUAACGGCAAAGCAACGUGGAUAGGGCUCACCAGAGGCAAGUGGAAGUGGUCAGACCAGAGCCCCCUGUCAUUCAGACAGUGGAAUACAAUAGAUAACCAACCACGUGGCAACUUGUCUUUUCCCUGCGUGCUUCUACAUGAAGACAAAUGGGAAGGCGAAUACUGCGCAAGAAAAUUAUACUUCGUCUGUUUUGCCACAUUCGUGGAUAAGCAGUUGUUGCGCAUCAGAGUAACUAAAAACAAGUCUUCUUGGAACUUGGAGGAUGCAGCAGGUGCCAUCUUGCAGCAGAUGAAUGAGACGCUGUACAAACGCGACCACGCUUUGGGUAAAAAUACUAAGCUGGCUUGGAGGAAGCAGUCCGACGGUAAAAUCUUCCACCCAGAAUAAGACGUGGAGAGGGAAAUGCCUGAAGCGAUCUCUUUCAGCCAUACAGGAACUCAUCUGACCUAUUAACUGCUAAGUAAUGUUUGGUUAUUUUUUUCAUGUUAGCGUUAGAGUUUAUGUUCGUAGUUUGCCUUUUCAAUGAGUAACAUGCCAUUUGGAAACCUCUAUGUAUAUGAAAUUUGACUGAAUACCGACUUUUUAAAGAUUAUUUAGAGUCAUGCAUUCUUAAAAAACACAUGUCUGAAAUCAAAUAAGGAUCAUGCUAAAUAAUUCCAUAUCCCAAGACGCAGACAGUUUAAAAUCUGAGUGCAGAUAACUGUAACUGUAACCCUAACCCUAAUUGUCAGAAGGCAAAGUAACAGACAUAUAUAUCUAUAAUAUAUAUUUUUACCAUUGCAAGGCACUUGAAGUCACUUAUUUAGACAUUUAUUGUCUAGUUUAACUUAACUAGUUUAUCUUGAAUGAUGUGUUUUUUAAUCAGAUUUGUUCGAAUAUGAAUA